Molecule: messenger RNA, 816 nt
Organism: Ruditapes philippinarum (Manila clam)
Lineage: Eukaryota; Metazoa; Mollusca; Bivalvia; Venerida; Veneridae
Product: chitotriosidase-1-like
Exons: 6
Coding region: 6-758 (250 amino acids)
Biological process (GO): chitin catabolic process; carbohydrate metabolic process
Cellular component (GO): extracellular region
Molecular function (GO): chitinase activity; chitin binding
Source: RefSeq, a predicted model, not a curated record
UAAGAAUGUACGGCUUUGACGGUCUUGACUUAGACUGGGAAUACCCUGCGGAUAGAGGUAGUGGACCGGAGGAUAAGGCAAACUUUAUCACACUAAUUAAGAUUGUGCGCAAUGCAUUUGUACAUGAAGAAAACAGGGGAGAUAAGCAUCGAUUACUGUUGACAGCAGCUGUUUCCCCAACCGAGUACAGAACACGAGAGUCCUACGACAUUCUGGGACUAUCCAAAUAUUUGGAUUUUAUAAAUCUGAUGAUGUACGAUUUUCACGGACAGUGGGAAGACAUCGUUAAUGUACACAGCGCCCUCUACAGUGACAAUGAUCUAAAUAUAGACCGUUUUGUCAAAUACUGGAUUUCUGAGGGAGCUCCUAAGAAUAAAUUAAUUCUUGGCGUCCCUUUCUACGGCCAUGCUUUUACCCUAGCUGACAAACAAAACGCAAACUUAGGUGAUAACAGCACUGCAGGGACAACACUGGCAUACUAUACGAUUUGUAAAUUGUUGGCCAGAAAUUCUACAAUUAAAGUAAGACUUGAUAAGGAGAGGGUUCCCUAUUUUGUUUAUGACGAUCAAUGGGUGGGCUACGAUGAUGUUCAAAGUAUAACAGAAAAGGCACAGUACAUCCGAGACAAUGGUCUUGCCGGUGCUAUGGUAUGGGCAAUAGAUUUGGAUGAUUCCACAGGUGUAUGUGGGGAAGGGAAAUUUCCAUUGAUGCAUGCAUUGAAGAAAGGACUUAUACAAGGGAACCCAAUUGUCGGAUGAAGAAUCGUGUAUUAUGUUUUGUAGAAUAAAAAUACAUGAGAUCCGUCUUAAAAACUGA